AUGGCCAGUGAUAAAAGCUUGAGUCAGAGGAGUUUGGAUGAAAAAGAAAAGAAAGGCUUCAAAUUUCGUUGGAAGAGAGCCAAGGAGAAAAACAAAGAGCUAUCAAGAAGUGCGAGAAGCAAAAAGAGCAAAUGGUCAAGGAGUGCGAAGAGCAAGAAAGCUAAACUGUCAAGGAGGGCAAAGGCUGGCAAAACUAAAAUGAGCCGAAAGAUGAAGAAAAGCAAAAAGUCAAAGGGAUCGUCUUCAAAAACUAUACCGAGCAAAAAGGAACCCAAUCAGGAAACAAAUGAAUUGAACUCAAAGAGCCCUGAAACUUUGAGCGGAAGCUCAAGAGAUUCUGCUAGUAAGAAAGGCAAGCUGUCCAUGUUUUCAUUCACACGAAAGAAGGCCAAUAGAUCGUCGAGCGACAGGGGCGAUCCAAAGGGAGUACGAUGUGUUGAGCCAAUCGCUCAGAUGCGCGAGCAGACGAAUCAACCACAUAUGCAGUAUUAUUUCUCUGAUCGUGCAGCCUCGGCCUACUACCCUCCUCGCCUAGCCGCCCUAAUCGCCUAA
Molecule: messenger RNA, 552 nt
Organism: Ostertagia ostertagi
Lineage: Eukaryota; Metazoa; Nematoda; Chromadorea; Rhabditida; Trichostrongylidae
Source: the annotation of a GenBank genome assembly